This is a messenger RNA of Parnassius apollo (apollo), 969 nucleotides long. NCBI's taxonomy places the organism in Eukaryota, Metazoa, Arthropoda, Insecta, Lepidoptera, Papilionidae. The record is from the annotation of a GenBank genome assembly.
AUGGAACCUAUUGAAAUUAGUAGUACCAUAAAACAUAUUCCUAAUCAUGAUUACAGCAACUAUGAAAUUGUGACUGUGGAUAGUUUUAACGUAACGUAUGAAGAUUUUUUUGAAAAAUUUAUGCUAAAAAAUUUGCCUUGCAUAAUUCAAAACGUAAGUGUGAAUUGGAAUUGCUCAAAGAAUUGGGUGGAAAAUGAAAAUAUAAAUGUUGACUACAUCAUAUCAGAAUAUGAUUGGCUGAAUGAAUUUGCUGAAGAUAACAAUGAAGAUGACUUUAUGUUUGUUUAUAUUGGUCCAAAAGAGUCGUGGACUCCCUUCCACUCCGAUGUUUAUUCAUCAUAUAGUUGGUCUGUAAAUAUAAUAGGUAGAAAAAGAUGGAUUUUACUACCUCCAGGUGAGGAAAAUAAGCUGAAGGAUCGGUUUGGAAAUUUACCAUUAUUAUUUAACCCCCAAGAAGCAAAUAAUGUAAAGUUUUUUGAAGUUAUUCAAGAAAGAGGGGAUGCAAUAUUUGUUCCAUCUGGAUGGCAUCAUCAAGUUGUUAACAUUCUUGAUACAAUUUCAAUUAAUCAUAAUUUCAUUAAUGCAAGUAAUGUGGCUCUUGUAUGGGAAGCGUUGCAAAAAAAUCUUAUAGCCGUUGAAAAUGAAAUUGAAGAAUUUAGGGAUACUCCUGAAUUUAUCACUCAGUGUCAGCUUAUCCUUAAAUCAGUUUUUGGAAUGGAUUAUACAAUGUUUUUGAAUCUUAUCAUACACAUAGGAAGUAAAAGAAUACAACAGUUUUAUGGUAAAAACGUUUUAACUUUCCAUAAAUUUUCAUUUGGUAAAAAUCACAUUCUCUUUGAUUUAAAUAUCAUAUCUCAAUUAUUAUGCCUAAUACAAAAACAUCCUUUAUAUAAAAGUGAAUGUACCACACCAAGCAUAAAAGUAAGUAUAUUAAACAUCUUAAAAACUAUUGAAAUGUUAAACAAAUAA